UGACGCCCGUCACAGAGUUUCUUCCUGCGCCUCAAAGCCAUUUGUUCCAUCGAUUAGAACCUAUAAAUACGGAUUAGCCAUUUGACACUUCAUUCAUCUCUUCAUUGGAGCCUCUUCUUCCGCUUCGAACUCUGUUUCUCUCUCGGUUUCGAUUUUUUCCACGGCUUUAAUUUGCGAAUUUUAGGUCUAAUCGACGAUUCCGUGUAAUAUGUGUGAUAUAGCGGAUACGAGAAUGGAAAACGAGGGGAAAGAGAACGGCGAAUUCAGCUUCGCGAGCGGCGGAGGAGAUACUGGAAGGAGAGGACUCCCGAAGAUCCACACGGAGAGAAUCACGGUGGCGACGGAGAGAGAUAUAUGCCACGACGAUAGCACGACGCCGGUGAGAGCUCGGACCAUCGAUCAGCUUCACUCUCUUCAGAAAAAGCAAUCGACGCCAACAACUCCGAUGACCGACGCUCACGGCGCCUUUUCCCCUGUUUCCGACGCCGAACGCCAGAAGCAGCAGCUCAAAUCCAUCAGUGCGUCGCUGGCGUCGCUGACGAGGGAAACUGGGCCGAAGGUGGUGAGAGGCGAUCCAGAGAAAAAGGCCGAGGCCCACAAAGCGACGGUACUGGACCAUCACUAUUUCGACGAGCCCAUUCUGAAUUUGAGCGACAGUGCUCUCAAGUUCACCCACAUCCUCUACAAUCUCUCCCCCGCCGAGCUUUACGAGCAAGCGAUCAAGUACGAGAAAGGGUCAUUCAUAACGGCGACGGGGGCUCUUGCCACGCUUUCUGGAGCCAAAACGGGAAGGUCCCCAAGAGACAAACGAGUGGUCAAAGAUGAGACCACUCAAAACGAGCUUUGGUGGGGAAAGGGGUCGCCCAAUAUUGAGAUGGAUGAACACACCUUCUUAAUCAAUAGAGAGAGAGCCGUGGAUUAUUUGAACUCGCUGGAUAAGGUAUUUGUGAAUGAUCAGUUUUUGAACUGGGACCCUGAACACAGAAUCAAAGUCCGUAUCGUCUCUGCCCGAGCUUAUCAUUCCCUGUUCAUGCACAAUAUGUGCAUUAGACCAACUGCUGAAGAGCUUGAGGACUUUGGCACUCCAGAUUUCACAAUAUACAAUGCUGGGCAGUUUCCAUGUAAUCGCUACACCCAUUAUAUGACUUCUUCCACCAGCAUAGAUAUGAAUCUUGCUAGGAAGGAAAUGGUUAUUCUUGGUACUCAAUAUGCUGGGGAGAUGAAAAAGGGCCUCUUCAGUUUAAUGCAUUAUCUCAUGCCAAAGCGCCAGAUCCUCUCUCUUCACUCUGGCUGCAACAUGGGCAAAGAUGGAGAUGUGGCCCUUUUCUUUGGAUUGUCAGGUACUGGAAAAACCACGUUGUCUACCGAUCAUAAUAGGUACUUAAUUGGAGAUGAUGAACAUUGCUGGAGUGAUAAUGGCGUCUCGAACAUUGAAGGCGGUUGUUAUGCCAAAUGUAUCGACUUGUCGAGGGAAAAGGAGCCUGAUAUUUGGAAUGCUAUCAAGUUUGGGACUGUACUUGAGAAUGUGGUGUUUGAUGAGCACACCAGAGAAGUCGAUUACUCGGAGAAAUCUGUUACAGAGAACACUCGUGCUGCAUAUCCCAUAGAAUACAUACCUAAUGCUAAAAUUCCAUGCGUCGGCCCUCAUCCAAAGAAUGUAAUUCUUCUGGCUUGUGAUGCAUUUGGGGUUCUCCCACCAGUGAGCAAGCUGAGCUUGCCCCAGACCAUGUACCAUUUUAUCAGUGGCUACACUGCUUUGGUGGCUGGAACUGAGGAUGGUGUGAAAGAGCCACAGGCAACAUUCUCAGCUUGUUUUGGAGCAGCAUUUAUAAUGCUGCACCCGUCCAAGUAUGCAGCCAUGCUAGCUGAGAAGAUGAAAAAACACGGCGCCACGGGAUGGCUCGUGAACACUGGUUGGUCGGGAGGGAGAUAUGGGAGUGGUAACCGGAUCAAGUUAGCCUACACGAGGAAGAUAAUCGACGCGAUCCACUCGGGAUCCCUUUUGGAGGCAAACUACACCAAGACUCAAGUGUUUGGGCUUGAGAUUCCUGAUGCCAUUGAGGGAGUUCCUUCAGAAAUCCUGGAUCCAAUAAACACUUGGUCGGACAAAGACGCGUACAAGGAGACGCUACUGAAGCUGGGGGCUCUGUUCACAAAGAACUACGAAGGGAUGCAUACUUACCAGUUGGAGAGGGACAGUAAACUAGCUGAGGAAAUUCUCGCAGCUGGUCCCAUUUUGUAAUAAAAGAACGGUGACAAGAAUUUGGGUGGAGGAUGUUGUCUUCGGAGUUGUUAAUGUGUGAAAGCUUCAAAGUUGGAGUUUUUGCGGAUAAAUAGAUGUACUGGUAGUUACUUUCCUGUGAUUUCUCAAGCAAUGUUAUAAAAUAAGAAAUUAUGUAACAGUUUAUAAUAUAAACUUUAUAUUACCUGUAUUGUAAUGUGUUUAUUAAAAAAGAAGAGCGAGAGAGAGAGGUGUGAUGCUAUAGAGGGUGUUUCUUUUCAAGGUCUGUACUGUUGCAUGGGGUGGUUUUAUAUUAUGUUUGUAUAGCACAAUUUGCAGAUGUAAUGUAAUUGGUUUACAAUCUCUGAUUUAAAUAUGAUGUUCUUAUCAUUAGAAUA
Messenger RNA from Momordica charantia (bitter melon), 2619 nucleotides. RefSeq names its product phosphoenolpyruvate carboxykinase (ATP). Gene Ontology annotation, cellular component: cytosol. Gene Ontology annotation, biological process: gluconeogenesis. The record is from RefSeq and is a predicted model, not a curated record. Gene Ontology annotation, molecular function: ATP binding; phosphoenolpyruvate carboxykinase (ATP) activity. Lineage: Eukaryota; Viridiplantae; Streptophyta; Magnoliopsida; Cucurbitales; Cucurbitaceae.